Molecule: messenger RNA, 726 nt
Organism: Lactuca virosa
Lineage: Eukaryota; Viridiplantae; Streptophyta; Magnoliopsida; Asterales; Asteraceae
Source: the annotation of a GenBank genome assembly
AUGAGACCGGCCAUGCUUUCUCUGCCGACGAACUUUAUCACUGAAGCUUCAAAAGUUGCAUCGAUCAACACUCGUGAAAAGAGAAAAACAACAAGUACUCAAGAAUAUGAAACAGACUCGCACACAGGUUCAAUAAACAAAAGCAGCAGCAGAGAAAGCUCAACAAUUGUUAGGCAAAUUGUGGAUGUCACUUUACCUUUAAAUUUUCUGGUCAAUGAUUCCGGUCAACUUAAGUUUGUUCUUGAUCUAGGGUUUCUCCCAGCAGACCCCAAGAAGAACUGCUAAAACAAUCACUGAUCCUACCUGAACUGCCAAAGAAGAAGAAUCCAUAAAAAAACGAUUAGUGCCAUAUGGAUAAAUUAGUUUUCCUGGUAGAGGUUGAGAGGUUGAGCAGAUGAAAUAAUGGGGUUGAGAGGUUAAGAAGAUAUACUAAACCAAAAUUGAAUGAGUCGUGAUAUACUCUUGAAGUCAUUGGAGAUCAGCUUCCUUGAAGAUGUAUUUGUAAUCCAAGCUGCGAUUGAGGUUAAUAUGGAAUCGAUUGAAGCCCUUGUCAAAUUUAAUUUUGGAUUAGGAUUAAGAGUAGGAAAGGUUUGUGCUGAAUUUGAGGGAUUCAAAUUCAAAAGAAAUAAAUUUCAAUUUCAAAAUAAAGAAUGUUUACGUAGAUUAUAAAGGCUGAAGGGUAUAUUGGCUAAUCCAUAUUGAAAUUUUAUGUAAGGAGGACAUGCC